Messenger RNA from Gigantopelta aegis, 1676 nucleotides. RefSeq names its product DNA replication complex GINS protein SLD5-like. NCBI's taxonomy places the organism in Eukaryota, Metazoa, Mollusca, Gastropoda, Neomphalida, Peltospiridae. Gene Ontology annotation, biological process: DNA-templated DNA replication; double-strand break repair via break-induced replication. Bases 95 to 757 code for a protein of 220 amino acids. Gene Ontology annotation, cellular component: GINS complex. The record is from RefSeq and is a predicted model, not a curated record. The transcript has 7 exons.
GGCGGGAAAUAGAGUUGGAGUUCGUUUCUUGAUAAAUUGAAAAGUAGCAUUUUAAAAUCAUAUUAAAAUAUCGGAAAGCGAAGGGUAAUAAGCCAUGUCUACUACUGAUGCAAUUGAUGCAGAAGAAGAUGAAGAUGAGGUUGCUAUGACCGCAGCAGAAGUUUUGGAAAAACUUGAAGAGGCAUGGCUGAAUGAAAAAUUUGCUCCAGAGCUGUUGGAAGCAAAAACAGAUCUAGUAGAAUGUAUGUUGGGGCAGAUAACUGCAAUGGAGGAAAAUAUUAAGCAGGCAAAGAGAGGAGACUUCAAAGUCAGUAUCCAUCGAAUGGAGAUUGACAGAAUCCGAUACAUUUUAAGCAGCUACUUGAGGAUUCGUUUGAAGAAGAUUGAGAAAUACACUGCACACAUAUUCGAGCGGGAAGUGGAGAGAUCUGAUGAUGAAAAUGCACUGUUGUCACCUGAGGAAUUUGCCUUUACAAAGGAGUUUAACGAUAGCAUUGAAUCACAUUUCAAGAAUCUUGCGUUACGUCAUAUGCCAGCUAAUCUCCAGACACUGACAAAAGCACAAAAAGUGAUUCGUCCUAACUUGGACAGCUAUGUGUUUGUGCGGGUGAACGAAGAUGCAGAAGGGGUGCUGGUGGAGGAAGAGACGUUGGACACUGGAGAGGAAAUUGUCGAUCUUCAGAAGAAUGACCAACAUAUCAUGCGGUACAAGCCUCUUGCAGCCCUCAUCUCCAGUGGGACAGUGUCUCUUAUAUGAUCAUAGGACAUUCAUAUGUACAGUGCCACUCAUCAUAGGACAUUCAUACAUACAGGUUGUCUUUCAAAGUCAUACGAUCAUGUGACAUUCAUUAUGGUUGAAAGCAGGAGUUGAUUGAGAAGACUAGUUGGCUGUAUUUACUGAACACGGUGAAGUGUGCAAUUGUAACGUGAAAAGUUGCGGAAGUGGUAGCAGAGGUAACUGCCAGAAUUUGCUGCCUACUAAUGAAGACACUGUGUAUACAUCUACAGUGAUAGUUGUGAUGAUGACGAUGAGGAUGAUGACGAUGAGGCAUGAGGUGCUGCUCCAAGCCAUAGUAUUGUAGACUCUAUCCAUCUGCUUUCACCCAUCUACACACUUAUAUAUAUUGAUGUAUCAAGAGGGAUAUAGCAAUAAAGAGCACUGAGUAAUUCCUGCCAUGUUUCAAUUAUAUUAUCACUUAUAGUAGGGGACAAUGUUUAAAAAUCUUGGGUAACGAAGUCAGUUCAAAUUAUUUUUACCUAGGUAACCAAUAGUUUGGUUAUAUGAAUUAUAUUUAUGUAACCUGGUCAGUUAUUACAUAAAUUUUGCAUUGAACUUACAUUUUAAUGACAGUAUUUGCAACUGUAGGUUUAAGAGAAAAACAACGAUUCAUGAGCAAAACGAUGGUUUGUGUGAAAUAUUGCAUGCUAUGUUGUAGCUUAAAACAAAAAAAAGUAAAAAGAUCUCAAGAUUUUAGUGCCACCCAAGUAUCAUGUCCAUCCCAGAUGUUCACAUUUUGUCAUUGUUCAUUGUACUGUUGCCAUGUUACCUGGAAUAAUUGCUAAUUAUAUUCCUCUUUUUAUGUUUCCUAUUACUUUUUAACCACAUUGUAUCUGUGUGUACUUAGCAACAUAUAUGUACAUUAGUAACUUAUAGAUGAAAUAAAUUAUUUUACUGA